Polyodon spathula (Mississippi paddlefish) is the source of this 3942-nucleotide messenger RNA. RefSeq names its product protocadherin-12-like. The transcript is spliced from 4 exons. Gene Ontology annotation, biological process: homophilic cell-cell adhesion. Lineage: Eukaryota; Metazoa; Chordata; Actinopteri; Acipenseriformes; Polyodontidae. Gene Ontology annotation, cellular component: plasma membrane. The record is from RefSeq and is a predicted model, not a curated record. Bases 258 to 3884 code for a protein of 1208 amino acids. Gene Ontology annotation, molecular function: calcium ion binding.
GGAUCAAUCAAAAGACUUUUAAAACAUUUGAAUUUUUGUUUGUUAUUUUUUUAUACCUCAUCUGUGUUUUUUUGUUAUAGUUGUUUCAAAACAAUUUGGCUUGCUUUGGUACAUCUGAUUUUUUUUGUGUGUGUGUAGAAGUUUUUAAACAAUUAUACAAUGCAGUGCCAGGAUAUGGCCACGCUGCAUUACUAGAUGGAUAAUGAACAACUGGAAUUGAUAGUAAUAGUUAUUUAGGUCUUAUAAAUUGAUCAGCAAUGGUUAAAGCUGCUCAGCUGCCCAUACUGCUUCUGUGGUUUUUGCACGGUGUUUGCUGUUUGGAUUCUGUUCCCCCUACAAUUCAAUACAAGGUUUUAGAGGAAGUGCCCAUUGGGACAUUGAUUGGAAAGAUUGCUGAUGAUCUGAGACUAGAAGGGGAGAAUAAAGCAUUGGAGGAUUUUCAAAUUGUUGAGCCAGUUCGGGCUUUGCCAUUCCGGGUUGGACUACAAGAUGGGAUUCUUUCCAUUGCUGAUCGUCUGGAUAGAGAUGUCCUUUGCUGGGAUACCAGCCCUUGUUUGAUUCCUUUUAAUAUACUGUAUAGGAAAGGAGGGACCAUUGAGCUUUUGCAGUUACAGGUGGAAGUCUUGGAUAUAAAUGAUCACAGUCCGACUUUUCCAAGCUUGGAGCAGGAAAUUGAGAUUUCAGAGAGUGCCUCACUGCACACCACAAUACCACUGGAUAGGGCGCUGGAUCCAGAUGCUGGCACCAAUGCUCUGCAUACUUAUUCCUUAUCCCCUAACCAGCAUUUUCAAUUAGAUGUCCUCACCCGGUCAGAAGGAACCAAACAUGGGCAGCUUGUGGUCAUCAAUGCACUGGACAGGGAGGUUCAGUCUUCCUGUGAAAUGCUUCUGACAGCCUGUGAUAAAGGAAAUCCACCCAAAUGUGGGACCAUGCUGGUAAGGGUUAACAUUUUGGAUUCUAAUGAUAACAGUCCAGUUUUUGAACGCAACUUGUUUUCCGUUGAGCUAAAGGAAGACACAAUGCCAGGGACCACCAUCAUCAAUCUUCAGGCCACCGAUCCUGAUCAAGGGGCCAAUGGAGAAAUUGAGUAUUCUUUUAGCAAGCAUAUCCCUUUAGAAGUACUGAGCAUCUUCAAUAUUAACCCCAAAACAGGAACAGUGACUGUAACAGGAGUUUUGGACUAUGAGGAAAGACAUACUUAUGAGCUUGACAUCGAAGCCAGGGAUUUGGGGCCUAAUCCCAUCCCUGCCCAUUGCAAACUCCAUAUCAAAGUCCUGGAUGUUAAUGAUAAUGCACCCAAGAUACAUGUCAUGUGGGCUCCACCAGAUUCUGAUGUUGCCAUGGUUUCUGAGGGUGCUGCUACUGAAACCUUCCUUGCCCUAGUGAUGGUAUCUGAUGCUGACUCUGGGCUCAAUGGGAACAUCCAGUGCCAAGUCCAUCAUGGGCUGGGCCAUUUCCGGCUGAGGAGGACCCAUGGAGACAACUAUAUGGUAGUGACCAAUGCCACCUUGGAUAGGGAGAGGCAGGAGAAGUACAACCUCACUCUGGUGGCCAAGGACCAAGGCAUCCCAUCCUUCUCUUUGACAAAGCACCUCACCAUACAUGUAAUGGAUGAAAAUGACAACGCACCUGUGUUCUCAAAGAGUAUUUAUGAGGUUUCUUUCCAGGAGAACAAUCCCCAUGGUCUUUACAUUCUUACGGUCAAAGCUCACGAUGUUGACCUGGGCCUCAGUGGGAAUGUCACUUACUCAAUUAAGGAUUCCACAAAUCUAAGAAAACCAGCUGCCCCCUUUAUCAUCCACCCCACAGAUGGUAUGAUCUAUACUCAGCAGUCAUUAGAUUUUGAGCAAACAAAAGGUCUUACACUCAUAGUGGAGGCAACAGACAAUGGGCAACCACCACUGUCUAGCAGUGCUUCUGUCUUAAUAAAUAUCCAAGAUGUCAAUGAUAACCAUCCUUUGAUUGUGGACCCAGCACUGAAGAACCACAGGGCAGCACUUAGCAUCCCUGUCAACACAGAGAAGAGAGAGAUAGUCAGUGAGGUGGAAGAGGCUGCUAGUGAACACAGAGACACACUAACUAAUUACCUCCUCGAGCUUUUUCCAAAGAGUAACGACUCUGCAGCAAAAGAGAAACCAGAUGGUUACUUAGUAACAACUGUCAAAGCCAAGGAUGCUGAUGCAGGCCUAAAUGGAGAGCUCCGCUAUGAGAUAGCAAGUAGGGAUAGUUUAUUUUCAAUAGAUGAAGUGACUGGACAGAUCUUUGUGAAUAUCAGCAAUGUUACAGAGCUGAUUGGAAAAAUGUUUGUAGUAGAGGUCACUGUUCGGGACUUGGGUUCUCCACCACUAUCCACUCGAGCUUCUUUGGAAUUGACUUUUCUCAGUCUCUUUGACCAUCUCAAAAACUCUUCUCCUGGCCAGCAUGGACUACUGAGCUUUCCCUUGACUAUAGCCAUCUGCUUUGGGGCCUUCUGUCUUCUGGUUGUCUUGGCAGCAACCUUGGUGACCACUUUCUGUCGGAAUGAAAAACGUGAAAACCGGGCUUACAACUGCAGGCAGGCUGAGUCCACUUACACCAGGCACCCUAGGCGUCCACAGAAACAGAUCCAGAAGGCAGACAUACACUUAGUUCCUGUGUUGAGAGGGAGGCAGGAGGAGCCAGCUGGGGGAGAUCCAGGCAGACCUCCUUCAGCUGGGUCAACAUUGACAUUGGAUGCCCUGGAAGCCUUUCCUCCUUGUCAGUUCAACCUGUCUCCAUCCCUCAGCAGGACUCUUAGGAACCAAACUUUCCCAGAAAACAAUAGCACUCUCCCCCUAUCACCGCCGAAAACUCUCCGCAAACUUCACAACAUUGAGGAGAGUGGGACUCUUCCUCGUACCCCGGCUAACCCCCACAGGACUCUCAAAAAGCCCAAGAAUAUGGAGUUACACCAAACAGAGGGCCCCGCAGCUCAGCUGCAGGCAUCUCUGCCUCAUACAGGGACACUGAAGCUGCCAGGAAAGGCUGCAGUCCAGCACAGUGCACAGGAAGAACCAGACUCAGCCCCUGCCUCUCCCCCGUUUCGGACUCUCAGGAGGCAGAGGAACGCAGACUCCAAGUUGAGGACAGAGAAAGAUGACCACCAGCAGAUCUUAAGGAAUCUGGUCCGGAUCUCCAUGGCUGCCUUAGCAGAGUACAACCCCAUUGAACUCACUGCAGCGUCCACAGAGGUACAGCAAGUCUCCCAGCUGCUCUCCUUACUACACCGGGGCCAGUUCCAGCCAAAACCCAACUUCCGGGGGAAUAAGUACUCAGCCAGAGCUGGCAGGUCUGGUGCACAGGAUGCUGACUGGCAGAGUACCAAGGACAGUGGUCAUGGUGAGAGUGAGGCUGGAGAUAUGGACUGGGAAACUGGGCGGGACUCUCCCAUUGACCCCCUUCUGGUUGAAGAGCUAGAUAAUCUGCUGACUCAGACAGAUGAUGUGUUUAUGGACCUCCCUGAUCCAGCCUGGAUGGCUCGCCUGUCUUUGCCCCUUACCACAGACUACAGGGAGAAUGUCUUUGUCCCAGAUGGACCCCCUUCCCCAGAGACCCCCGCUCUUCCCCCAGCUGCUGACGGAGCUGCCUCCUUCUCCACCUUUGGGAAGGCCCCUGGCGAGAGUUCGCAGAUCUCCGGGCACCUCAUCUCCGAGGUCAGCACCCUCUUUGAGAUGCUGCUCACUCAGAAGGGAGACUCUCAUCCCAGGACUUCUGCUGAAGUGCUGUACAGACUCUCUGCUGCCUACCGCCGCUCUCUGGGUUUGGAAGGGGCAGCAACAGGGGGUGGCAACGUUCCUAGAGGCUCACCCAAAACACAAGAUAAAGCUGACCCUUCAAGAGAUUUAGAGAUCCAUCAAUUAGUUUGAUUUUGAGAGUAUGCUGGUACAAUUCCAAACUACACGUUAAACUUGGGCAUAUUACACC